This is a messenger RNA of Drosophila sulfurigaster albostrigata, 7236 nucleotides long. RefSeq names its product putative leucine-rich repeat-containing protein DDB_G0290503 (gene hlk). The coding region runs from base 542 to 5314 and encodes 1590 amino acids. The record is from RefSeq and is a predicted model, not a curated record. Lineage: Eukaryota; Metazoa; Arthropoda; Insecta; Diptera; Drosophilidae. The transcript has 18 exons.
CCUCUGCACGAAGUGGAACAAAAAUUGACAAAACUAACAAAGAGUACAGUCCGCGGAAAACAUUCAAUUAAUAGCAAAAAGAAAUAUAUAUAAAUAUAUGUAUAUAUUUAUAUAUAUAUAAUCUAAUUUUCUCAUAUAUAUAUAUUCCCCAAUACAUACAUAUAAACGUAUAUAUCAUUUUGCCUGUAUAUAUGUAUGUAUGUAUGCGCGCAAAAUAUAUGUAUUUAGUGUACGCGAAAGAAAUACGAUUUUGUCAACUAAAAAUAGUGCCUAAAUUUUGAAAUUAUUAUAAUUUUUUGUUAAUAACGACGACACAACGCUGCUAAACGACGAAAAUAAAAUCAAACCACUUUCAAAAACCAAAUCCAAAUAGAAGAAAUUAUAAUAAUUUACAAUACUAAAUAUCAAUCAACACACACACACACGUACGCAUGUUCGAGUUAAGAGUUUAAAGAAAUAAAGAAGAAGCGAGAGAGAGAGAGAGAGAGAUCGCAACGGCCAAAGUAAUUAGAUUCGAGCGUAUUUGAAAGGCAAUCGAAAGAUGACUUUCACGCGAUUAAAAACUCUGACAUUGCUCGUGUGUACGUUGCUGGCACUCAGUUUUCCCGGAUAUGUGAAUUGCGCUAACAAAAAAGGAUCCUCAUCAUCGUCAUCACAGCCAGCGGCGGCGGCGCCGCUUGAACCCGAGGCCGUCAUCGAGGAGGUCAAUGCCAAGCAAUUGGAGAAACUGUUGGCCGACAAGGAUUACGUUGCUGUCUUCUGGUAUGCGCGAAGCUGCGUGACCUGUGAUAAGGUUUUAGCGGAACUCGAAAAAAUUGACGAUGACACCGAUUCAUUUGGUGUGGACUUUGUGAAAAUUAACGACAAACGACUAGCUAAACAAUAUGGCAUCAAGAACUUCCCCGCGCUCACCUACUUCAGGGAAAAGGAGCCAAUCAUCUACGAUGGCGAUCUUAUGGAUGAGGAGGGCGUGCUCGAUUUUCUGACAUCGCUGGAGGCCAUGGAUCUGCCCGAUCGCAUCGAGGAGGUAAAUGCCAAAAUCCUGCACAAGAUUAUCGAGGAUACCGAUUUUGUAGCCGUGCUAUUCUGUCCCGAUCAUGAAACAUGCCCACCCAGGGUAAUGGAUAAACAGCAAUGCCGCAAAUGCGCCAAGGCUCUGCAAGAAUUGGAGAAUAUCGAUGACGAGGCCGAUCAGCUUGGCAUCGGUUUUGUCAAGAUACACGACGAGGCCUUGGCCGAUGAAUACAACUUGGGCAAUCUGCCGGCAUUGGUCUACUAUCGCCACCAGACUCCGAUCAUCUAUGAAGGUGAACUGCAACGGGAGGAGGAUGUCUUGGAAUGGUUGGUCCAGAAUAAAUCGACCGGCGAUGAGGAUGAUGUUAUCGAGGAUGUCACAUCCAAGACGCUGUCAACGCUGAUCAGCAACAUUGAUAAUUUGGUUGUGUUAUUCUAUGAUCAUGGCAAUGAUGAUUCGAUGACCGUGUUGGAAGAGCUAGAACAAAUCGACGAUGACUGCGAUAAGCAUGGCAUUCAGUUUGUGAAAAUUGAUGAUGCCAAGGCGGCAGGCGAUUACGGAAUCGAUUCGAUUCCGGCAAUUGUAUACUUUGAAAAAGAAAUUCCAAACGUUUACGAUGGCGAUCUCAUGGAUGAGGAACAGAUACUGAAAUGGUUGUUGGGACAGUUGGAACGUGAUGAAAUCGAGGAUGUCACCGACGAAAUGCUCGAUACAAUGAUUAAAGAAGGACGCGUCAUUGCAGUGCUGUUCUACGACAACAACGACAAGAAAUCGCAAAAGGUGCUCGAAGAACUUGAGAACAUUGACGACGAAUGCGACGCUUUGGGCAUUACUUUCGUGAAAAUCGACAAUCCCGAGGAGGCCGUUGAAUAUGGCAUCAAUAAAGUUCCUAAACUGAUAUACUUUGAAAAAGGCAUUCCAACCAUAUACGAAGGCAAUCUGGAGGAUGAGGAGAAGCUAUUGAAAUGGCUCGAAGAGCAAACGAGUUCCGAUCAAAUCGAAGACAUUACCGAUGAAAUGUUGGAUUUGAUCAUUGAGAAAAUGCCGCACGUUGCUGUGCUCUUCUAUGAUAAAGAUCAAAAGAAAUCACAGAAAAUCCUCGCAGAAUUGGAAAACAUCGACGAUGAGUGCGAUCAGAAUGAUAUUGCUUUUGUCAAGAUCGAUGACGAUAAGGAAGCCAAAGAAUGGGGUAUCGAUGAGAUACCAUCGAUUGUACUCUUUGAACGUGGUAUUCCACAUAUCUACGAGGGUGAUCUGAUGAAAGAGGAUGAACUACUCGGCUGGCUGGUGCAUCAAAAGCGCUAUUCCGAAAUUCCCGAAGUCACCGAUGAAAUGAAGGACAAACUGGUCGAGAACACCGAACACUUGGCUGUCAUCUUCUACGACAAGGAUGACAAGCAGGACAUGCGCAUCUUGAACGAGUUGGAGAACAUUGACGAUGAACUCGAGAAGGAGGGCAUCGUCAUUGUGCGCAUCGAUAACGCUGCCGAAGCCAAGGAAUAUGGUCUCGAUCAUUUGCCCGCUCUGAUCUACUUCGAGAAUAAGAUCCCCGCUCUGUAUGAGGGUGAUUUGAUGAAUGAGGACGAGGUCCUGGAAUGGCUGCUGGUGCAGAAAAAGACAGCCACCAUCGAGGAGGUUACCGAUGAGAUUCUGGUCAACUUGAUCAAUGAACACGAGUACGUUGUUGUCUUCUUUACGGGUCCCUGCGAACCGGGCGAGACUUGCGAUCACACGCUCAAUGCCCUCGAGAGCAUCGACGAUGAGUUGGAUGAGGCUGGCAUCAUUUUUGUUACCACCGAGGAUACUGGCAUCGCUAAGAAAUAUAACGUGAAAACCUAUCCACGACUGGUGUUCUUCCGCAAUCGUGAUCCAUUGCACUUUACCGGCGAUUUGGAUGAUGAGGACGAAGUGCUCGCUUGGAUCACCGAUGACGAAACCCUUGAGAUUCCCGGUAAAAUCGAGGAGGUCAAUGUCAAAAUGUUGGACAAGAUUUUGGCCGAAAACGAUCAUGUGGUUGUGUUCUUCUACGCCGAGGGUGACAAGAAGGCACAGAAGAUCCUCAACGAAUUGGAGAACAUCGACGAUGAAUGCGAGGAAAAAGACAUCGACUUUGUAAAGACAUCCGACGAUGAUAUCGAUAAGGAAUACGAUUUGCCCGGUUUGCCGGCGCUUGCAUUUUAUAGACAUAAGUUUAGAACAAUUUACACCGGUGAUCUGAUGAAGGAGGAGGAAAUUCUUGAAUGGGUUAUCGAUUUGCACGAAUCAACGGCUGAUGUUAUCGAAUCGGUGGAUCGCAAAACACUGCAAGUCUUGAUCAACGACGUGGAACAUCUCGCUGUUUUCUUCUAUGAUGAUGAAUGCGAAUCGUGUGGUGGCAUUCUGGAGGAAUUGGAGAACAUCGAUGAUGAUACCGAUAAGCAUGGCAUUCAGUUUGUCAAAUCGAACGAUGUGAAGUUGGCCCACGAAAUUGGCAUUUUCGCAUUCCCCGCUUUGGUCUACUACGAGACAGGCGUUCCGAUCAUGUAUGAUGGUAAUCUCAAAAAUGAAAAUCGUGUGCUGCAGUGGUUAAUCAAUCAAAAGAGCAACGAUGACGAUGGCAGUGAUGAGAAAAUUGUUAAAUUGAGCUAUCCUAAAGAAAGUGAUGUGGAUAAAAGACAAAGAUUAAAGCGUCUGCAAAAAACGAUACGAAAUGAAAGAUUACGAAAACAUUCGCGAAAUGACGAUGACGAUGACGACGAUGAGGACAACGACGAUGACGAUGACGAUAACAAUAACAAUGACGAUGACGAUGACGACGGUGACAAUGAUGAUAAUGACGAUGGUGAUAAUGAUAAUGACUUUGAUGACGACGAUGAAGACAAUGACGAUGAGGAUGAGGAUGAUGAGGACAAUGAUGACGACGAUGACGAUAACAAGGACGACGACGAUGACGAUAACAAUGACGAUGACGAUGAUGACGAUAACAACGACGAAGAUGAUGACGAUAACAACGAUGACGAUGAGGAUGAUGAUGACAACGAUGACGAUGACGACGAUAACAACGACGACGAUGAAGAUGAUGAUGACAAUAAUGACGAGGACGACGAUGACGACGAUAAUAACAAUGAUGAUGAUGAUGAUGAAGAUGACGAGAACGGCGACGAUAACGAUGAUGAUGACGACGAAGAUGAUGAGAAUGAUGACGAUGAAGAUAAUGAGGAUGACGAUGAAGAAAAUGACGAUGAAGACGAUGACGAUAACAAUAGCAAAAACAAUAACGAUGACGAGGACGACGAAGACGACGAUGAAAAUAAUGAUGAUGAAGACGAGGACGAUGAAGAAAAUGAUGAUGAUGACGAUGAUGAAAAUAAUGACGAUGAAGAUGAUGAAAAUAAUGAUGAUGAGGACGAUGACGAUGAAGAUAAUGACGACGAAGACGACGACGAUGAUGACGAAAAUGGCAAUAAAAAUAUUGAUGACGACGAUGAAGAAGAUGAGGACGAUGACAAUAACAAUGACGACGACGAUGACGAUAACGAUGACGACAAUGACGAUGACGAUGACAACAAUAAUGACGACGAUGAUGAAGAUGAUAACGAUGACGAUAACGAUAACGACGAUGACGAUGACAAUGACGACGAAGAAGAAGAUAUCAGCAAGCAAAUAUAUAAGCACAGAGCUAAAGGCAGAACGAUACAUCGGCUUUCUGAUCUAUGCGCGGGUCAUGUCAUAGAUGAAAUAGAUGACGAAUGUUUCUAUGUUGGAUUGGGUCACGACGGCCAUUCAGCUAAGCGCGGCAACAAUUUUGUGCCCAACGAUUACAAACCAUUCCAAUGCUGUCCAACCAAAUUGGAGAAGUCAACGAAAGUUCCUAAAAUGACGGCCCAGCGCAUCGGACACGACGGCGACGCCAGCAAUCGUCAAGGCGGUGGCAACUUCAAAUUUGCCGCCUCAUCGAGCACCUCUGCAAGCAAACCUGCCUCGAAGCCCGUCGCCUCCAAGAAGCAGGCGUCUAAGCGCAACAAUGACGAUGAUGAUGACGACGACGAUGAUGAGGAUGAUGAUGAUGAUGAUGAGGAUGUGCCAUUGGUGAAGGUGUCGUAUGCCAACAAGCGUUCGGGUCAAUCGACAAAGAAGCCCAUCCCGAAGCUGCAGCAGCAACAGGAUGAUGACGAAUCCGUCGAGGUGGAAAAGCCUAAGACUAAAUCAUCCAAGAAGUCGGGAAAUAAGCUGAAUGUUAAAACCGGCAUUAAUUUUUUCCAAAAUCGACUAAAAAAUUUGUAUGACCUCAUUUUUCAGGAUAUCUCUCUGUGGGAGUAAGGCAACAAUUUUAAAUCUCACAAAACAAAAACAAAAUCAAUACCAAAAUCAAUUCAAUUCAAUAGAUAGCAAAGAAACAAAAUCACUAAAAAUGAAUGAGAUUGAAUGAGAUUGUAUGAAACUUAAUGAUAUGCAAUAAUUAAAGUAUCACGUAUACGCACUGUUGUCAUGUUGCCGAAACCCAAAUCAAACAAUGUGAAUAUUAACAACAACAACAACAACAACAACAUGUCUAAGAUCUAAGCACAAUUCUGUUGUAAAAGCCUCGAAAAACAGGUUUCUAUGUAAUUUAUAAGAUCAUAAUGUCUGAUUUCUGAUUGUCAUUAAAUUUAAGAGCAAAAGACAACAAAAAUAACAACAAAACAACAACAAGAAUGAGAGAAAGAAGCACAUAUUGUUAUUAAGCUAACUCAUUUGGCUGUGUAAUUAAUGCAAAUUCGAAACAUUUAAAUGAGUUUUGCCAGGCGAAAUGCGUCACUUUAAUAUUAAAUAUUACUCAUACGACACGCACAACAUCAUCUGGAAUGUAAAUGUUAAUAACACAAACAAUCAACGAAACCGUACUCUUUGUUCCACAAGUAAUGCAGCGGUUAAUGCAUCGAAUUCGAAAUGCCAGCUAAUUUAUUUCAAAAUUACGCUCGGCAUCGCAACUCAAAACUAUAAAUAACUAAUUCACACAAUAUUUUGUUUGAAAACUAAACGUUAACUCGUAACUUUUGGUACUUUUGCACUUUUUGACUAUUUUCUGUUGAGGCUGCCUCUUCUUUCACAAUGUAAACUAUCGUAACUAAAGCAAACUAUAACUUAACUAAAAAAAUUUGUUGCAUUUUGUCAAUGGAUAUCAAACGCGCAAAACAAACUUUGUUCAAAUUUAAAGCAAUUACUGCAACAACAAACUUACUAUUAACACACAAAAACCACAAAAAACAACAAAAAACUAAAAAAAAAAAUGGAAAAAUAAAUAAGAAUUUAUAGAAUACUCUAAGCAAUUGUCACAUGGUAAUGGGUAUAACCCAUUUAAAGUGUGCAGAGGAGUAUAUAAAAUAAUAUUUUCAGAACUUCAGGUCUCUAUAUUUAGCUAAUAAUGAAUGAAGGAAAUUUUUGUAAUUAACAAACAAACGAGAAACGAGAAUCAAGUCAAUAACUUUUUGAUACUACUUACUACUUUUUGUUACAAUAUACAAUUUACAUAUGUAUAAGUCUAAAACAAUACAAAAACCAUGAAGCGAUAAAUAUUUUUUAAACAAUUUUACAAAAGUGAAGCGCAAACUGCAAAAAAAAACUUCUUACUACUAUUUACAUACAUAGCCUAACUUUACAUACAAACAAAUACAUUUGAUUCUUUGUUGUUGUGGCAAUUUAAAUACAAAGAAAUUAAGCAAAGCAAAAUAUGAAUAAAAUAAAAGAUGAAUACAUCCAACAAAACAAAACUCGCAAAUACUCAUACAACUACAGUUCGUAUACUUAAUAUUAUGAAUGGCUGGCAAACUCUCUCAAUGGCCUCGCACAUGUAAAUGCUUUGCCAUGUUUUCUUUUUGAUUUCAUUUCACGUUUUUUUUUCCUUUGUAUAUUUUUCUGCCGCUUCCGGCUAACUGUUGAUUUGUUAUCGAUAUUUGCAAAAUAUCGAAUGCUAUUUUCUAAUUUUGUAAGUCUUUCUGAUAAACUGAGAGUCACAAUCUUUUUUCUAAGAAUUUUUAUUAAAUCUUAUUGUUGUUGAACAGCAGCUGUAAAGAUCAAACUGAAAACAAAAACAAGAAGAAACUCAAGCAAUGUAUUUUGUUAAAGUUUUUAACUUUAUAUAUUUUAAUAUUUUACUUAAAUGAACAAUUAAGCAAUACACAAAAUUUUUGUAAAAGAAUUGAACAAAUCAAUUGUAAAUUUCACAAUAACUCAAUAAACAAAUUAGGUUCUUUUUUAAUAAA